Lytechinus pictus (painted urchin) is the source of this 2232-nucleotide messenger RNA. Its product is annotated as stabilizer of axonemal microtubules 3-like. The transcript has 5 exons. The record is from RefSeq and is a predicted model, not a curated record. Bases 173 to 1138 code for a protein of 321 amino acids. NCBI's taxonomy places the organism in Eukaryota, Metazoa, Echinodermata, Echinoidea, Temnopleuroida, Toxopneustidae.
AAAGCUUGCUGUAUAAACUUGUCGAUCAAGCAUAGGUAGUGGCUACACAACUCUAACUACCGGUAGUUACACUAUACAGCGCAAUAGGAAUUAGGAAACAGAAGGGGAAGAAAAACCUUUUGAAAAGAACUUAAUUUUCAGCAGGUUUCGAGACACACUUUAAGAAGACAUCAUGACAAAAGAUAGAAGAUUCGACCUACAUCAGACUAGCUCUGGUCGGGGCUUGGAUUACCGACCAGAAUACUAUUUUCCUGCAUCUGAUUUUAAGACUACCAUUCACAAUCCUCUACCACCUGAGCUGGCCAAACAAGAUGAGAUUAUCAAACCAUUCCAAACAACAACGGGACAGACGCAUGAUUACAAAUAUCAUGGAGGAUUGUUGGCUAACCCUCAGCAUCAAAAGGCACCAGGUCACUGGAAUAUUCACUACAAUAAGGAUUUGAGAGAAAAGCUCCAACAAAGAGGCUGGAGAAAACCUCUAACCAUGGGGCAUCAAGAGAGUGAAGCCCAAUCACAGUACAGAGGACACCAAAUGCAGAUGGGUGUAGACUUUGACAACAGGCUUAGUGGCAAUCCUCAGCCAUCUAAUCUUCAAACUCACCAUCAGAACUGCCCUGCACCUGUCCGGGAUAGCAUGCCUAAAUACAAGCCAUCACUUGUCCGGGAUGAUGGCGCCCUUCAACUUCUUGAUAUCUAUGUGCCAACCUCUCACCAUGUACACAAGCGUUUCACUCGUAAUGAACUCGAUGACUACCCAAAGAAAGAUGCUGCCACCUAUUGGCGAUGUGAAGAUUACACACAAGCAUGGGGACAUGGUACGAAGCACAAUCCUCUUCCAAAGGCAGCUGAAGUUCACCAACGUGCUCCAAUGACAGAUGAAAUGGUCUUCAAGACCGCCAUUAAGGAACCUGUACGUUGGCCAGAACAAUUCAAGCGUGUUCCUCACUCCGGUAUAAAGACCACCAUGACCAGUUCUUACAAGACACCAUCAGACCAUAGAAUGAAAGAGCUUUUCUCAUGUCCUGUUGAUACGCCUUGGGUCAUCCCGAAAGCCGGCCCAAUCCAAACAUUCUCUGUACCCAACAUGUACACAACAGAAUACAAAACAUAUGCAAGUGGUAAACCAAUUGCUGUUUGAAGCCGGGAAGUUGUCUACUUUUGCAUAUUCCUAAAUUUUGUUUUGCGACUUUAAAGAAUACAGAAACAAAAUACAGAGCAUUUGUAAACCAACUGGUUUACAAAUGCUCUGUAUUUUGUUUCUGUAUUCUGUGGAAGUUGAAAGGAUUAAAGAACUUAGAAGUUGUCCACUUGUGCAAGCCAUAAUAUUGUGGCUUUAAUGAAAACAAAAUAGAACAAAGGCGAGCAUUUGCCACUUGAAAUUGUUUUAAGUAGGAAGUUGACCGCUGGCGCUUGCGGAAAUUUGUAUCAUUCCUUUAUUUUGUAUGUAAGAUUUCAGGAAUGAAAAUCAGAACAAAUGCAAGCAGGAAACCAACUGCAUAUUGAAGUCAUCCUAUAAUAUUUAUGUAGAUUUUAAGAUGCUGCAACAUGUGGAUAUAUAACAAUAUGAAGUAUUUGUGAUACUUUUUAGUCUAUAAGAAUAAGGAAGAGGAAUGCAGAGUAUUGUAAAAUAAUAUGUCGGGUGAACAAUGAUAUAUUACAUACAAUAUAGGAAAAAAGUUUCUAAUUGAAAAGUUUAUUUCGAUCAAUCCUUACAUGUUUUAAAAACACUGUUACAUAAACUUGCAUACUUGUAUUAUUUUCUUUGGGCGAACAUUUCUCAAUAGUGUUGCUCAUUCGACCAAGGUUUUAAUGGACUACCAUUAAGACCAAAGAGGUUGUUCUCUAACACCUUACUUUAUUUUUUUUUAUGUAUGUGAUUUGUUUACUAGUUCUUUUAAACAAAUAUUUGCUGUUAUCCGGCAGAAUAUACAUUGUAUAUUACCUUUUUAAGAUAUCAAUUCACAAUAACUUUGUUCAUUCAAUUGACUAAGAUUAUUUGUCUUAUGUUGAAAUGAUGAUAGUAUUUGAAGUCAUCACAUAGUCACCAAUGCCACUUUGACUAAUGUUUUUUUUUUUUGAAUGGAUGCAAGUAUUUUUUUGAAAAUUGAUGUGUCAUUAUAUUUCAAGUUGAUUGUACAUUGCCAGCUAUGCUCUAUUACAUGAGUGAAUAUUUUAAAAGUGAAUAAAUGAAGCUAUAUAUGAAUAAUGAUGUACAGUGGAUGUACUAUUGAA